AUGGGACAUAGACGGGGCCGCAUCACCAAAAGUCACCAUUUGAUGAACCUGGAGGAGGCUGUAGAGGAAGGACCUAUGGCUGUCUACAUGUCACGCCCAUCCUUUUGCAAAGAACACAGUGGAGAGAUGCUCAAGCUCUUUUGUGAGACAUGCGACAAAGCUGUAUGCAGUGAUUGCACAGUUGUUAAGCAUCAGGGUCACAAAUUUAUUUCUGUGAUUGAUGCAUUUGGAAAUGGAAAAAACGAUGUGAGGAAAAUUCUCUCAAAAACAAAAGCUCAAGUAUCCACCCUCAAGGAUGCCCUGGACUGUAUUUCAGCAAUGAAGAGAAGCAUCGAGUCUCAAGUAGAAAAAACUGUUCAAGAGAUUGGAGAACGAUUUCAGGACUUGACUGUUAGUCUUAACACUCGUCAGGAGGAACUGGUAAAUGGAGUACAAGAGCUCAAGAAAGCAAAACUAAACACUUUGCAAAAUCAGCAAGAAGAAUUGAAAUUGGCAAAUUGGCCCUAGAC
Stylophora pistillata is the source of this 509-nucleotide messenger RNA. Its product is annotated as tripartite motif-containing protein 45-like. The record is from RefSeq and is a predicted model, not a curated record. NCBI's taxonomy places the organism in Eukaryota, Metazoa, Cnidaria, Anthozoa, Scleractinia, Pocilloporidae.